CUAAACAUUAUAUAAAUCAUGAGUUGAUUACUUGGAGUAUCAAGAGAAGCAACAGGCAGGAUGGGUCACAGAAUGGUGCAUAUAAGAUUGGACUGGACCCUAAAGGCCCCUCAUGUUAUCGAUACGAUCGGGGAGCGCUGAAGCUACAUUGCAAGACUACAUCACAAUAUAUCAACCAUUUCUAUGAACACGAAAGUUUGACCGGAAAAAAAAGGAGAAAGGAGAAGGAAAGUAAUCGACGACGGGGAGGCAUGGCCAGGGUAAAAUUCUCGCCAGUCUUCCGAGAACCAACUUGUCGGUGACCUGUACGGAUAUGUCCACAUGAUUUAUUGAGAAUAGCUGCGUGCUAGCCCGUAUACAAAUUUCAAGCAUGCACCAGAAGAUUGGUGUGCAUGUGCAUCGGAACAAAGCGUUCUGUCUACCCAAAUCCAUGUCCCCGGAAUAUCACGCUUUGAACGGGAACUAUAUCAACAAGUACUAUAAAUUAAUGCCCUGCAUCUAUCACCAAUCGAGCAAUGCCUUCGGGAGCUUCCGCGGCGCCACUACAUGCGCGUGGCUUGAAGCUAGGGAAGCUCUUCCCGAAAAACCAAUGAUGUACAGCAAACAGAGGGCUUGAAAGGGCUGCUCGCACAUUUAACAACCCUCCGAAUCAGCUACCUGCACAUACUUCGAUGUCGAACCGUCCUAGGGUGGGACUAAUGCCUAGGUGAGCCCUUUUCGUUUGAACACCUUGAUGCGCUCAACUGCGCGUUUCGAAGGCACAUGAGGAUGAUAUUUCCACUAGAUCUCGCAGCAUGUACAGCCCAGAUCAAUCUCAUGUCAGGACGCCACGUACUAUCGGGAUUCCGAUGAUUGUGUCGCGAUGACUGACAUGUCCAUCCAUGCAACGCAGAUCUCCGCAUCCUUGAGACGGAUGAGAGCGCAAGUGAUAAGAAAAACGAUCCAAUCUGGUCUCUUUCUGCUAACCUGUCUAGAUAGAUAUGGUGAACGCAUUGCCAAUCAGACAAUAUCAGCACAUGGGGUUUGUUUCAGUUGCUCCGUUCCGUACGGUCUUCCAAGCACAUGGAUGGUCCAGCGGCCUCCUAGACACUAUCGACUGUUUGCCCGACUAGCGCUGUAUCCCAUCAGGCCCAUAAAUAAGUGUUGCAUGCUCAACCGUGAAGAAUGAGGUAAUCGCAUCAGCUCUACAUAUGUACAUGCAAUGACCACGUGUGCAUGAGAUGAGGUCAACUGGUAUAAUUAGUUUCACGAUUAUGAGUGGCCGCCGCCUGGUGUUUUGUCUUUUAUUUUCGCUGAAGACUUUCC
Periconia digitata is the source of this 1305-nucleotide messenger RNA. Lineage: Eukaryota; Fungi; Ascomycota; Dothideomycetes; Pleosporales; Periconiaceae. The record is from the annotation of a GenBank genome assembly.